AACCAUCCGAUUCUACAACAUUCGUUCAGUCAGUCAGCCAGCAAAGCCAGAGAAGAGUGGAAAAGUUUAGCCCCAGCAGCGCCUUUAUUGGAAUUAAAGAGGAAAAAUUAUAGUCCACAAAAGGAAUUUUGUCGACCGUGCAAGUCCGGGUGUCAAUCGUACGCGUUUCCGCGAGUGCGUCUUUACAGAAGUGAUAAGGGUGAAAAAAGGGCGGCGUGCAAAUUUGCGUGAAUUGAAGGAAAAGUUGGGCGUGAAGAAAGCGAGGAAAAGUUCGCUUUAGGAAGAAGCAGUGUCCGCAGUGCUAGAGAAAGGGUGUGGAAGUUAUAUUAUUUUUUUCGCUUGUCUGCGGCCGAAAUUUGAGCGGAGGAGCUUGCGAGGUGACGACUGAGCUUGAUCAAGAGCACAGUCAGUAAAGCAAGUAACGAAGGAAGGGAAAUUUCAGUCGAGUCAAGCAGAGCGCAGAAAAGAAACAGUUUCGUCCCAUUCCGAGUACCGAAAGCGAGCGCAGCAGGAAACGCUCUUCAAAAUGGUUAUCAAAGUGUAUAUCAGCGGAAUGUCCGGAAGCAAGGAGGUGAAAAAGCGACAGCAGCGGGUGUCUAUGAUCCUGGACAGUAAACACAUCACCUACACGAUCAUCGAUAUAACAGAGCCGGGCCAGGAGGCGGAGAAGGACUUUAUGCAGAAAAACGCAGAGCACAACGGAGCGACGAUCAGCGAUCAGAACCCGCGGCAUGCGCUUCCCCCGCAGAUGUUCAACGACGCCGAGUACUGCGGGGACUACGACGACUUCGACCUGGCCAACGAGGUGGACAAUCUGGAAGUGUUCCUCAAGAUAGAAGCCCCGAAGGCCCCAGUGGAGGCCAGCAGCGAGGUGAGCGAAGAUCAGCAGAAAAAUGGCACCGGCGACGCCGAGCAGGACCAGCAGAGCCAGGUGACGGCGACGGAGGCUGCGUCGGCGGGAGAAGACGACGACGAAAACAAAGAAAAUAAGACUGAAGAGGGAGCGAAUGAGCCACACACCACCAACGACACAACAGAGCAGACGACUAUCGACGGCGAAUUCGAAUCCGAAACGAAGAAACCCGACGAAGCAAACGAAGACUCUCCACAGAAGGAAGAACUAGUCGAAGAAGAGGAGGCAGUAGUGGAAGAACCUAGCCAUCCGAAAGUUUCGGAGGAAAAAUCUGAAGAGAACAAAGCCAGUGAAGAAGGACGCUCGCAAGAGAAAGACAUUGAUGAUGAUGAUUCAAGUACCGCGAAAGAAGACGAACUGAAGAAGGAAGAAAGUGCAGUAGUAGUCGAAGAAGCGGGAGUGAAAGGGGAGAAACGAGAGGUGGUCGAAGCUGAUGUGAAGGUGGAACACCUUAGCCAUGAGAAAACGGAGGAAACAUCAGAAGAUACCAAUGCAGUUGAAGAUGGAAGGUCAGAAGCCGAGGAAGACGUCGAAAGUAAAGCAAAUUCUGAAAAGGAUGAUCCAGGCACCUCGAAAGAAGAAUUCGAUGAAGAAGAAGUGAAAGAGAAGCAUUUAGAGGCAGUCGAAGUGCAAGAUUAUGCAAAUAUUCGACCGGAAGAAAAACUGGAAGAGACUGAUGAGAAUGAUGGCAAGCAAGAGGAAACGCCUCAAGAGAAAGAUAACAAUGGCGAAGAAGUACAUGACCAGGAAGACGGCCAACUGGAAGCUACUGGAGUUGAAAUACCAGAAGCCUCGACAGAGGUUGUCGACGAGGAAAGUAAGAGCACAGAAGAACGGAGAAAUGAAGAAGAGUCACUCGAGAAUAAAAAUGAAGCACAAACGGAAACAGCCACAGAGCUAACCGAAGUAGAAAGCGCUAAAGAUGCUCCAGAGAACGAUGAAAUUGAAAACGAACUGGAUGAGGGCGAGGAUGACGAACAGAGUGACAGUGAUGAACCUGUGUCGGUGAUGGAGGUGACGAGUAAGGCAGAAGAUGCUGCUGAUCAUCAAGAGCAAGAUGAUUUGUCUCUAGCCGAACAGGAAGCGGUUGAUCCCAAGGCAAUUUUUAGCGAAGAGCCAGCCGAGGACGAUGAGGCCGAGCAGAGGGAACUUCUAGAAGCGGCUGCCGCUAUGGGCAAACGAGAGGACGCCGAAGAAGAGAACGACCAACAACAGGAAGAGACGGAGGACGUGGAGAUUGCCGAAGAGGAUGAAGUGUCCGGCAAACUAGUGGACACCGAUGAUCCCAUGCUGGCCGAGCAAGAGCAGGAGGAAUAAAUCCGACUCCUGGAACUGCCUUAUUCAUCGUGUCCCAUGUCAUCACUCCCCGAUUUUUAGGAAAAUCCAAUAAACAAAAUCCACUACAUCUCUGUAUCUUGUACCGUGUAAGAAUACGUUAAGUGAACAACAAAGCAUUAAUAAGACCAGUUUUUUUUUUCUUAUGACAAACUCAUACCCACACAUAAACAAAAUCAUGUAACUUUAGAGAUGCUUAGGAUAAUUUUCAUCGAACUCUCUGGCUGGCGUAGGGCGCAACAACUGAUAAACAACGAGGAAAAGCGAAAAACCGAACCGAAACCGCAAUAGUAGCAAUAGGCUCAGGGUUGCUAUGUUUAAAGCAAUGAAGUUAGUUUUUGUGCACUGAAUUAGUUGUCCUUUUUGCGCGGUGUCGGAAAAUCUAUCUAUCUAAUAUGGGGAAAGAAGGAUGAGAAUUCACACAGAAAGAACCGUCCAUGCAUCUGGAGACCACCCCGAGAGAUGACGAAGCAAUUUUAUUUAAUGUUUAUUUAAGGACGCGUCGAACGCAACGAUAACAACGUUUGUCAUGGAAAGCUGUGCAAUCUCGUGUGGUGGAAAGCAGUGCAACGUAAUGUAGAGAAUCCCACUGAUCGAGAUGCAGUAAGCAGGAAUAUUUCACUGUAGCAUUAUGUUAUGCAAUGAUUUUUUUCUCCACACAAAGAUAUAUCUCGAGCAAUAAAAACAGU
This is a messenger RNA of Ochlerotatus camptorhynchus, 2937 nucleotides long. RefSeq names its product Sh3beta (gene Sh3beta). Lineage: Eukaryota; Metazoa; Arthropoda; Insecta; Diptera; Culicidae. Gene Ontology annotation, cellular component: cytoplasm. The record is from RefSeq and is a predicted model, not a curated record. The transcript has 5 exons. Bases 527 to 2230 code for a protein of 567 amino acids.